Messenger RNA from Xyrauchen texanus (razorback sucker), 1471 nucleotides. RefSeq names its product purine-rich element binding protein G (gene purg). Gene Ontology annotation, cellular component: nucleus. The coding region runs from base 359 to 1333 and encodes 324 amino acids. Gene Ontology annotation, biological process: regulation of transcription by RNA polymerase II. Lineage: Eukaryota; Metazoa; Chordata; Actinopteri; Cypriniformes; Catostomidae. The transcript has a single exon. The record is from RefSeq and is a predicted model, not a curated record. Gene Ontology annotation, molecular function: purine-rich negative regulatory element binding; RNA polymerase II transcription regulatory region sequence-specific DNA binding; DNA-binding transcription factor activity, RNA polymerase II-specific.
UUUUAGUACGCAGCGUUGAGCUGCAGCUCUGUGGAGGGAGGGGGGUUGAUGGGUCAUCGAGUUCAUUCGUCUCUCAUUCGCAUUAGAGCAGCAGCGCCCUCCAUAGAGACCCGCUCUAUCUCUCUCCAAUUGGCAGGAGAAAAGUGUCAUCAGAUGGAUGGUGAAACGCAAAACUAGAUCUUUUAAAAUAAUGUGCAAAAUGUACGUGCCUCCGCGCCACGCUUGACCUUUCUUCAGGACAAAGAGAAUCGAUGAGCCGACGCUGCCAUUUUCAGGUCAGUCGAGGAAACUCAGUUAACGGAAUAAUACAGCAGCACACGGUGUAUGGAGAGCGGCGAUGAAGCGCGGAUCGCUGUGAAUGAUUAUGGCCGAUAGUCACCGGAGGGGGAUGGACAGAGGCAGAGGCAGGAUGCCAUCAGGAUACUCGCAGCAGCAGUAUGUGAGCAACAAAGCGUCAGACAUACAGGAGCUCGCGUCCAAACGCGUGGACAUCCAGAAGAAGCGCUUCUACCUGGACGUCAAGCAGAGCACCAGGGGUCGCUUCCUGAAGAUCGCCGAGGUGUGGAUCGGCCGAGGCCGGCACGACAACAUAAGGAAGAGCAAGCUCACCCUCUCCAUGUCCAUGGCACCCGAUUUGCGCUUCUGCUUGGGGGAUUUCAUCGAUUAUUACGCGCACAUCGGGCUCCGAGGAUGCCAGCAGGCGCCGCGGCCGGAGGAGCAGAGUAACGGCCAGGGCCGCGUGAUGGACUCCCGCAGGAGAGCAGUGCCGGAUCAGCCGGCAUCAUCCACCGGCUCCGCCGCGUCCGAGGAGCAGAUCCACCGGGUGUUGAAGAGCGAGUUCAUCGAGAGAGACAAUAGAAAAUACUAUCUGGACCUUAAGGAGAACCAGCGCGGUCGGUUCCUGCGCAUCAGACAGACCGUCACCAGAGGACACGGUACCAUGGGCUACUACGGUCAAGGCAUCGAGCAGACGAUCGUGCUGCCCGCUCAAGGGCUCAUCGAGUUCAGGGACGCGCUGUCUCAACUCAUCGACGAUUACGGCGACGACGAGCCCGACCGGGCCGCGCAGAACCGCGACGAGUCACCUGAGCUGCCCGAGGCCGCGUCGUUUCGCGUCGACAAUAAGCGCUUUUACUUCGACGUGGGCUCGAACAGGUUCGGCGUGUUUCUGAAGAUCAGUGAGGUCCGACAGCCCUACAGGAACACCAUCACCGUGCCUCUGAAAGCCUGGGCGCGCUUCGGCGAGAACUUCAUCAGGUAUGAGGAGGAGAUGCGACACAUCUUCAGCUGUCACAAAGACAAGCGGACAGACACGGACGAGCACGAUGAUUGACGUGGUCAAAGGAAAAAAGUGAACCUCUAGCCUCUUACUGUUCUAGUUAACUCUGGACAACCACAACAGCACUUUCACAUUCAGCUGCAUCGGGUUCUUCUUCAUUAAUCAAUCAAUGUUGCGGUUUAUUUUCGGAUA